Messenger RNA from Diachasmimorpha longicaudata, 1761 nucleotides. RefSeq lists its product as uncharacterized. The coding region runs from base 135 to 1448 and encodes 437 amino acids. NCBI's taxonomy places the organism in Eukaryota, Metazoa, Arthropoda, Insecta, Hymenoptera, Braconidae. The record is from RefSeq and is a predicted model, not a curated record. The transcript has 3 exons.
GGGGAGUACCUGAGAAACCGUGCCUAUAUAACCACGACGUUCCGGUUAUUGGACCGAGUUAAGCGAGUUUUCCUGUGCGCUAGGGAACAGAGUUUUAACGCCGGGGUCCCCUAACGGGCGACACCAGUGAAAUUAUGAGAAUCCGCCUGAGAUGUGCGGUCUUGCUCGCACCGCUGCUGCUGCAAGUCGCCCUUGUGAGCAGCAAAGCGUUAGAUCAGAACAACCAGUUGGGGUUGCAAGCUCAGUGGCAAGGACAAGCUCUGAGUGAGGGCAUUCAGAAGAGGUACGAUCCAUCAGGAGGGUUUGACAAUCAUCACGACGAUCACCAUGAGAAGGGCUACUGGAAGAAAAAGCUGAUAUGGAAGCCGGGCUGGAAGAAAAUAUGGAACAAGGGACAGAAGCAGAUAUGGAAAACCGGUUGGAAAAAAAUCUGGAAACCGGUGUGGGAACCUACGAAGCGCGCAGUGUGGAAGGAAAUACAAGUGCCCGCAUGGAAGAAAAUUUGGAAGCCCGUUUGGAAGGAGAUACAGGUGCCCGUAUGGAAGGACAUUAAAGUGCCGGCUUGGAAGAAAAUUUACAAGCCCAUCUGGAAGCCGAUUAAAGUACCAGCAUGGAAGGAAAUCAAAGUACCCGAUUGGAAGAAAAUUUGGAAGCCCGUUUGGCGGGAGAUAAAAGUUCCAGCGUGGAAAGAAAUUCAGGUCCCAGCGUGGAAGAAACUCUGGGUGCCUGAGUGGAUUAAAGUUGGAAUACCUGGUGAACAACAUCUGGGGACUGAUCAUUCUGGCUGGGAGUACACCAGCCACGAUUUGUGGAAGAAAAAGUUAAUCUGGAAGCCGGUGUGGAAGAAGUACUGGAAGCCCGCGAAAAAACAGAUCUGGAUUCCGGAUAAAAAGCUCGAGUGGAAGGAGGCUUGGAAGCAAAUAUGGAAAUCGGCGAAGCAGCAGAUAUGGGUGGACGAUAAGAAGCUCAUCUGGAAGGAGGAGUGGCAGCAGAUAUGGAAGCCCUCGAAAAAGCUCAUUUGGGUGCCGGAUAAAAAGCUGGAGUGGAAGGAGGCGUGGAAGCAGAUCUGGCGGCCGGAUAAAAAGCUCGAGUGGAUUCCCGAUAAAAAGCUCGCGUGGAAGGAGGCCUGGAAGGAGAUUCAGGUGCCGGCGUGGAAGGAAAUUUGGGUUCCGGGAUGGAAGAAAAUAUGGAAGCCCGUUUGGAUAUCGGAGUGGUUCCCCGCUGAAGAUCAUCAUCAUCCUCACGGCGGAUGGGAAGACCGUAAGGACGAGGGGGCGACGGAUGACCAGCGACAGAGAUUAGCCCGUCAGAGCCAACCGUUACCCCUUGUUCAGCAACAACAACAGCAACCCAUUGCCCCGGGGACGGGCCCAUUGCCCUCGAUAACCGAUGAUCUGGUACCGCCCGCCUCCAAUCAACAAGCGACAUGGAAAUUCCCGAGUAGUUGAGGAAAAACACUAGACUACAUGAGCUUGUACAAAGAACACUCACCAACUCUUCGAUUAAUCGAACAAACGGAGGGGCCUUACGUACUGUAAUAUAAGCCGAUGUACAUAUAUACUCAGUUUGAGAUUAAGUAGCGCAACGAAAAUGCUGUACCAAGAUUUUUACUUGGCAUUUCGUCUCACCAUUUUUUAAUAUUAUUGACUUGUUUUUUUUUUAUACUCAUUUGUUUUUUCUGCUGGAAACGUUAAUUGUUGUCAUGAUUGUUGAUUACUGCCUGUUGCGAAUAAAAUUAUGAUAUUUUUUGUUAAAAAAAAA